Messenger RNA from Pleurotus ostreatus (oyster mushroom), 501 nucleotides. RefSeq lists its product as uncharacterized. The transcript has a single exon. The record is from RefSeq and is a predicted model, not a curated record. Bases 1 to 501 code for a protein of 166 amino acids. Lineage: Eukaryota; Fungi; Basidiomycota; Agaricomycetes; Agaricales; Pleurotaceae.
AUGCAUGCUUCGUCCGAGGCUUUGGACACCGAUAGACGAAUCGUCGAUUACCCCAUGUUGUGCGGUGGUCGAGGAAUCAGCCUCGACCAGGGCUGCCCCACUAAAAACCUUGACUUCUUCGUGCUCUUCCAAUCGAAACACACGCUGCGCGCUGAGCAGCUGAUAAACCUUCACAAAAAACACUCACAAACAUACACCGUACCACCUGUACACAUCAUCCCGAGCGAUGGUCUGCAUUCCAGUCUUAUCGCUAUCAGCAGGUGCUAUCGUGCAUUGGUCAAUGCGUCAGAUCUUGACGGAGACGAGGAUGCUACCGCGUGGAUGACACCAGUAGUGGACGAAGGCGCGAUCGUUGGUGAAACUCGACGCAAAAAAAAAACAUCUGCCAAGUCAAGCCACAAUUGCGCCGAUCCGUUGCUAGCCUACGACGACGGACGUGUCGAUGGGGUAAGGAGGCGUAAGACGAGCGCUUGUCAACCGAGAUGGCGCGUCGUGGAAUGA